CGGGCCGUGAGCGCCAUGGCCGUGGCCGGGGCCCCCGCGGGCGGCCCUUGCGCGCCGGCGCUGGAGGCCUUGCUCGGGGCCGGCGCGCUGCGGCUGCUCGACUCCUCGCAGAUCGUCAUCAUCUCCACCGCGCAGGACGCCAGCGCCCCGCCGGCCCCCGCCGGCCCCGCCGCACCGGCCGCCGGCCCCCGGGACCCUGACCUGCUGCUCUUCGCCACGCCGCAGGCGCCCCGGCCCACACCCAGCGCGCCGCGCCCCGCGCUCGGCCGCCCGCCGGUGAAGCGGAGGCUGAACCUGGAAACUGACCAUCAAUACCUGGCCGAGAGCAGCGGGCCAGCUCGGGGCAGAGGCCGCCACCCAGGAAAAGGUGUGAAGUCCCCAGGGGAGAAGUCACGCUAUGAAACAUCGUUGAACCUGACCACGAAACGCUUCUUGGAGUUACUGAGCCGCUCGGCCGACGGGGUGGUUGACCUGAACUGGGCGGCUGAAGUGCUGAAGGUGCAGAAACGGCGCAUCUACGACAUCACCAACGUCCUGGAGGGCAUCCAGCUCAUCGCCAAGAAGUCCAAGAACCACAUCCAGUGGCUAGGCAACCAUGCAACGGUGGGGAUCGGCGGGCGGCUUGAAGGAUUGACCCAGGACCUCCAGCAGCUGCAGGAAAGCGAGCAGCAGCUGGAUCACCUGCUCCACAUCUGCAGCACCCAGCUGCGUCUGCUCUCCGAGGAUGCUGAGAGCCAGCGCCUGGCCUAUGUGACCUGCCAGGACCUUCGUAGCAUUGCAGACCCUGCAGAGCAGAUGGUCAUGGUGAUCAAGGCCCCCCCCGAGACCCAGCUCCAAGCCGUGGACUCCUCGGAGAACUUUCAGAUCUCCCUUAAGAGCAAACAAGGCCCCAUCGACGUUUUCCUGUGCCCUGAGGAGAGUGUGGGCGGAACCAGCCCUGGAAAGACCCCGUCCCAGGGGGCAGCUUCGGGGGAGGAGGACAGGGCAGCUGACCUUGCCACCGCGGUGCCACCACCACCGUCGUCACCUCCCUCAUCCCCUGCCACGGAUCCCAGUCAGUCCCUGCUCAGCCUGGAGCAAGAGCCUCUGCUUUCCCGGAUGGGUGGCCUGCGGGCCCCUGUGGACGAGGACCGCCUGUCCCCACUCGUGGCGGCCGACUCACUCCUGGAGCACGUGAAGGAGGACUUCUCCGGCCUCCUCCCCGAGGAGUUCAUCAGCCUGUCGCCCCCCCACGAGGCCCUCGACUACCACUUUGGCCUCGAGGAGGGUGAGGGCAUCAGAGACCUCUUCGACUGUGACUUUGGGGACCUCACUCCCCUGGAUUUCUGACGGGGCUCAGGGGGACCAGGGCCUCCUGAGAUGCCCACCCCGUCUCUGCAGCCCUGGAGCCCCCCGCCCCUGGCCGUCCUAGCCUAAUUGGAAACAUUUA
Molecule: messenger RNA, 1429 nt
Organism: Budorcas taxicolor (takin)
Lineage: Eukaryota; Metazoa; Chordata; Mammalia; Artiodactyla; Bovidae
Gene: E2F1
Product: E2F transcription factor 1
Exons: 7
Coding region: 16-1329 (437 amino acids)
Biological process (GO): regulation of transcription by RNA polymerase II; G1/S transition of mitotic cell cycle
Cellular component (GO): Rb-E2F complex
Molecular function (GO): protein dimerization activity; RNA polymerase II cis-regulatory region sequence-specific DNA binding; DNA-binding transcription factor activity, RNA polymerase II-specific
Source: RefSeq, a predicted model, not a curated record